Molecule: messenger RNA, 636 nt
Organism: Oncorhynchus kisutch (coho salmon)
Lineage: Eukaryota; Metazoa; Chordata; Actinopteri; Salmoniformes; Salmonidae
Gene: ptgdsa
Product: prostaglandin D2 synthase a
Exons: 7
Coding region: 1-636 (211 amino acids)
Source: RefSeq, a predicted model, not a curated record
AUGAGGAUCACCUUUGUGACAAUGGCCACGGCGAUGGUGUGUUUGAUGGGUGUCCAUGGAGACGUGCAGCCUCAGAGAGAGUUCGACUUGCAGAGGUUUGCAGGGAAGUGGUACCGUGUGGGCCUGGCGUAUGACUCCCCAGGGUUUACUGCCCCAUACAGAGACAAGCUGAGAGUGUCCAUGGGCAUCCUGAAUCCACAGACCAACGGCGACGUCAACCUCACCAUGUGGACCCAGAGAUCAACAGGUUGCCGCAGUAAGCUUUACACGUAUGAGAAGACAGCGAUACCUGGCGCCUUCACCUAUUUCAGCACCCGCCAUAACAAAGUAAAGGACAUCACAGUAGUGGAGACCAACUAUAAUGAAUAUGCACUGGUCCUGAAGCACAAGAAGAUGGACAGAGAGUACACACAGGUGGCCCUCUAUGUGGAGACCAACUAUAAUGAAUAUGCACUGGUCCUGAAGCACAAGAAGAUGGACAGAGAGUACACACAGGUGGCCCUCUAUGGUCGUUCUCAGAAGGUAAAGCCUGAAGUGAUUCAGAAAUUUAAAGACUUUGCCACAUCUCAUGGAUUUCCCAAGGACGCCAUUCUGACCCCACCACCUGCAGAGAACUGUCCUCCCUAUGGACGCUAA